GAACGAGUUGAGAGUUUUGAUUUUCUACUCAAUUCUUGUAUAGGUAUAAAACGAACAACUUUGAGUAGAGAAUGGAUAUGCACUGUACGGCCCGACCCAAUCCGUUGUCAUCCAAUUGUUCAUAGUUGCUCAUUUAAUGAUAAGAAACGCUGUGACCACUGAUCAGUGAAUGUGAAUCGGUGCAUUUGAUUUUUUAUUUUUGUAAUCAUGUUGUAUUUAUACUGCUUCUGGGCCACUAACCCAAUGGACCUGGGCCUAACAGCGGUAAGAAAACCCGGCCUAACCGCUCUGGUCUAUUGAAGCUUUCAUCUACUACUAGGUAUGCCCUUUUUCUCCCUUCCCAAAUUUCGGCAGAGGUUUUGGUAGGGUUUUGAUAAGCGCCAUUAGCAUUCGCCCCUCUUCGCAUCUUUGCUCGUUCUGGUAAAUUCCUAUCUACGCCUUACCCAUUUGAUUCGUUCCUAAAUCCAUUGUUGGUUGAUUCGAAGGAAUCUCGAGUAGCUUGAUUUCACGAUUCUGACUUCUGUUGUUAAAAAAGUUCAGCUUUCCCCAGCUAAAUCAAUGGCGAAGAAACGGAAGCAUAGUGAAACAGCCGUGGCAGCACCUCAAAAGAAAGAGGAAGUUGCUCCCGAGCGACCCAAAAGAACCCUUCUUGGUUGGAAAGACAAAGAGGCUGCUGCGGUUGCUGCUCCUGCCGAAGACAAAGACGAUGAAGUUCAUCAGCCUACGAAUUUUAGGAAUAAAGAAAAGGUCUUGGUCACUUGCUCCCGUCGAAUCGCUUACAGGUACCGGCACCUGAUGUUGAACGUGGUUUCCCUGCUUCCCCAUUGUAAGAAAGAUAAUAAGGUUGAAUCCCAAAGCAGCAAAGGAGUUGCACUCAGUGAGAUGGUUGAGCUGAAGAGCUGCUCUUCCUGUUUGUUCUUUGAGUGCAGGAAGCACAAAGAUUUGUAUCUUUGGAUGGCAAAGUGCCCUAGUGGACCAUCUGUGAAAUUCCUAGUUAAUGCAGUGCACACUAUGGAAGAGCUGAAGCUUACUGGGAAUCAUCUAAAAGGAUCACGGCCACUUUUAACUUUCUCAGCCAAUUUUGACAAAGAUGCCCACUGGAAGCUUUUGAAGGAAAUGAUAACUCAGAUAUUUGGAGUCCCAAAAGAGCACAGGAAAUCUAAGCCUUAUCAUGAUCAUGUCUUUGUCUUCUCCAUUGUGGAUGACCAUAUAUGGUUCCGUAAUUACCAGAUAUCAGUUCCUCACAAUGAAUCCGAUAAAAUGGCUCGUGGAGGCCUGGACAAGAUGACCCUUGUUGAGGUUGGUCCGAGAUUCUGUUUGAACCCUAUCAAGAUCUUUGGUGGCAGUUUCGGGGGCCCAACCCUUUACGAGAAUCCAUUCUACAUAUCGCCCAACCAGAUACGGGCACUAGAGAAGCGGAAGACUGCUGGGAAAUACGCCAAGAAGGUGAAAGCCAAGACCAGAAGGAAGGUGCAUGAGUUGUCAAAUCAGCUGGAGGCAGGCGAGUUUUCUGAGAUGUGGAAGGACCAGUAAGUACUUGGUCUUUGAUGAGAGCUUUUUUGACGGCAUCUGUAUUUAUAUCACCACAACUUGUGUAUUCAGCUUGACAUGGCUUAUGAGUGAGUUAUCAGCUCAAACUAUAUUCAGCUAUAUUUAUCUCUUAAGCAACUUGGAGUCCACUUGCUAUUCCUGCACCACUCGUUAUUCCCUUCCACUGAAACUUAGGAAGAUUCAGGUGCUCGGUGAGUGAUGGCUUGAUGUUAGAAGUCUUGUUAGGGCAAUCAGAUUAGUCUCAAUCGAACAUUACAUCCUAACAUUGUACAAGUAAAUCUAUGUAACAUGAUUCGCUUGCCAUCUGUCUCGAUCAACUGAGCUGUCAUGGUUGAAGGUCCAGAGUUUGGAGUGGAAUAAUGUCCAUCAACUUGCUUUGAUUGGUUAAAGAUCAGAUUAGCAACGUAUGCACCAUAUUGGAGGGCAAGAAGUGCUUCGGCUAAAAUGGAGGUUCUUAGGAGUCGCGCUUUGUCUCGACAACAUGCUAGCGCAAUCAUACUAAAGUGUAUAUGAAUCU
Molecule: messenger RNA, 2068 nt
Organism: Linum trigynum
Lineage: Eukaryota; Viridiplantae; Streptophyta; Magnoliopsida; Malpighiales; Linaceae
Source: the annotation of a GenBank genome assembly